Vitis vinifera (wine grape) is the source of this 423-nucleotide messenger RNA. RefSeq lists its product as uncharacterized. Gene Ontology annotation, molecular function: structural constituent of cytoskeleton; GTPase activity; GTP binding. The record is from RefSeq and is a predicted model, not a curated record. Lineage: Eukaryota; Viridiplantae; Streptophyta; Magnoliopsida; Vitales; Vitaceae. Gene Ontology annotation, biological process: mitotic cell cycle; microtubule cytoskeleton organization. The transcript has a single exon. Gene Ontology annotation, cellular component: cytoplasm; microtubule. The coding region runs from base 20 to 274 and encodes 84 amino acids.
UCCACCAAGAGGUUUGAAGAUGGCAUCUACAUUUGUGGGGAACUCCACUUCAAUCCAGGAGAUGUUCAGGAGGGUGAGCGAGCAGUUCACAGCCAUGUUUAGGUGCAAGUCUUUCUUGCACAGGUAUACUGGGGAAGGAAUGGAUGAGAUGGAAUUCAUGGAAGUAGAGAGCAACAUGAAUGAUUUGGUGUCAGAAUACCAGCAAUACCAGGAUGCAACUGCUAAUGACGAGGGUGAGUAUGAGGAAGGCGCAGAAGAGAAUUAUGAGGCCUAAAGGCCUUAAAGCCUAAAUAAGAUUUUGGAAGAUGAGCACCUAAGCUUUGCCCAUUUAUCUGCUACUACUAUAUGUGGCUUUUAUAGUUUUAGAUUUAUUUCCAUUUUGCUUGCAGCUUGUUUGUAUCAUCACUUGGUUUGAAUCUUCUC